CUUUGUCAACUGGCGCGUUAGAUUCAAUUAUUCAGAAAUACAAAGAUGGCAAGUUUAUCAAGACGAUGUCAAAUAGGUGUUCUCGUGUUGCUGGUGUUGGUGCUAACAGUGAGGCUUAGCUCGAACAACUGGGUGGUAAAUGUUUUUGGCUAUAAACAACCAAAAGAAGUUGUUAUUAAUCAAAUUGAAUUGAGAAGUGAAACUAAAACAUUCCAAUCAAACGCACAAGAUUCCGUAGAAGCAACAGUUCUAAUUCCAUCAACAACCGAAAAGCUACCUACACCUACUAGUCGUACAAGCCCUUUUACUCGUGUGUCGAAUGAAGAAAUUUACAUCUACUCGGCCAUCGCUAACAUCGAAUACGUGGACAAGAAAAAGCAGCUGGAAAAUAAACAAAUUGCCAGCUUUGACGCAGAGCUGAUUCUGACAACGAUGGACGCCACUAAACAAGGCUAUAACUGCUGCGUCAUUUACCACGACUCCGAGUCCGUGACUCUGACUUUAUCGCCGGCUUCUUACUACCUGAGAGAGUAUAUUGUGGGCGGACCGUCCAAUGAAAAACUUUAUGUCGCACGGCAGUAUGUUUGUCGUGGUACAGUUACUUCCGUAAACAACAUGCCUGAGUAUGUAACCUUGACAUCAAGUUCAAAGUGCCCAACGGACCAGAAAAACUUUCUGAAAGUUCUGUACCCAACAAAACAACCUGGGAUUGCACUUUGUGGUAAAAUAGCUCACAGUGGAGGAAUUGAUCCCCAGAAAGCCAUUGAAUGGUUUGAGAUGCAAAAACUUCUGGGAGUUGAUAAAAUUCUGAUCUACGACUUGGGAAAUCCUGAAGGUUUAACUCGAGUGUUUAGACAUUACCAACAGGAAGGGAUUCUAGACUUGCAGCCUUACGAGCUUAUAGGAGAGCCCAAAACUCGAACACUUUCAGAAGCCUACAAGCGUACUGCACAGUUUAAUUAUGACGAAACGUUGUCGGUCCUGGAGUGUAGGCAUCGAAUGGCGGGAUACGAUUACAUCAUAAGUCAUGAUGUUGACGAAAUGAUCAUUCCACGCAAGGAAGUAGAUUUUAAAACUUUCUUUCAGGAAAAAUGGUCCCAGCACCCGACUGCUUCAGCACUUUUCUUCCACACGGAGUUUUUCCUCACUACCUGGCCAGCUAGCAAUCCUGAAGAACAACUUAUGGUCAAACGGUUCAGGAACACGACGGUGCCACGUUGGGAGUGCUACAAGUACGUGUACCAGCCGUCACGUGUCAUCACGUCAAUUACUCACACUGUGUUCUCCAAGCCUGGCUUCGGCAACGCCAACAUACAACCGACUGACGCCAUCCUCCACCACUACAGGCAGUGCCCAGAGGACACCUGGAAGACCUGCAGCGUACCGUCCAAAAUUGAUGACGUCAUGACUAGGUACAAGGAUCUGGACCAGAAGGUCGUCAAGGUCAGGGAAGCGACGUCCACACAACCAAUAUAUAAAAUUAUCAAAUAAAAUCUAAGACACACAAUAUAACAUUGAAACCAUUAAAGAAAAUGACAUAUACUUAACUCUAUAUUUCGGAAGGCCACAAAAGCUCAAAUAAAAAAACAAAGUCAACACAAACUCAAUGAAUAACAUUUGAUUUAAGUUUUACCAUAUAUUUUAGUGUGUCCAACUAGAUAAUCAUUGAAUA
Molecule: messenger RNA, 1672 nt
Organism: Physella acuta
Lineage: Eukaryota; Metazoa; Mollusca; Gastropoda; Physidae
Cellular component (GO): cytoplasm
Molecular function (GO): glycosyltransferase activity
Source: RefSeq, a predicted model, not a curated record